AUGUCCCAUUCAUUUUCGCAGGUCGACGUGUUUGCCUCAGAAAGUCUCACAGGAAAUCCUGUGGCUGUCGUCCACGACGCCGAUGAUCUGAGCGAUGAACAGAUGCAAUCGCUUGCUCGAUGGACCAAUCUGUCCGAAACCGCAUUCCUCUUGCAAGCGACACAUCCUGAUGCUCAUUACCGUGUUCGAAUUUUUACGCCUGGAUGCGAGCUGCCAUUUGCCGGGCAUCCGACGCUCGGCAGUGCGUACGCUUGGCUUUCGGCUCGGAAGCAUGACCAAGAUGGGGCUGCACGGCAGAAUGGUGUAGUUGUGCAAGAGUGCGGUAUUGGCUUGGUCCACAUUCGCUACGACCAUGAUACGCUAAUGCUCAAGGCGCCUGAACUCCACCGGCAUGAGCCUAUUGACAGUGCGACGCUUGAUCAAGCACUAAGCGCCAUGAAUCUGAGCAAGAACGAGAUCGUCGAGGCUUGGUGGAUUGUGAAUGGCCCGCGAUGGAUGGGAUUUCUAUUACGAGAUGCUCAGGCAGUACUCGCUGUCGACCCAGAUAUCAGGCAAAUCCACAAAUUGGGCUUCCAUCUCGGGCUGAUCGGUGCACACGCCUCAGGAAUGCCGGCCCACUUUGAAGUGCGCGCGUUCGCGGAGGGCUUUGAGGAUCCUGCGACGGGCAGUUUGAAUGCUGCGCUGGCGAUGUGGCUAAUCCGUUCGAACCAAGCACCCAAGGCAUAUACGGUGCGGCAGGGCACGGCCAUCGGUCGACGAGGUGAUGUGCGUGUGAUGACGGAUGAGCAAGGGGACAUAUGGGUUCAAGGGCGAUGUGUGCGUGUGAUCCGUGGCGAGCUGUGCAUCUAG
This is a messenger RNA of Malassezia globosa CBS 7966, 849 nucleotides long. RefSeq lists its product as uncharacterized. Gene Ontology annotation, molecular function: isomerase activity. Gene Ontology annotation, biological process: biosynthetic process. NCBI's taxonomy places the organism in Eukaryota, Fungi, Basidiomycota, Malasseziomycetes, Malasseziales, Malasseziaceae. Bases 1 to 849 code for a protein of 282 amino acids. The record is from RefSeq and is a predicted model, not a curated record. The transcript has a single exon. Gene Ontology annotation, cellular component: cytoplasm.